AGAACUUGAACAACAAAUGAUUGAGGAAGAGGAGGCGGCACCAGAGCCAAAACCCAGGUCAUUAACUGUGAAAGGCUGUCAGAGGGUUUUACUCAUCUGGAGAGAGCCUUGGCUUCUUUUGAGGCAGAAGACCCUAACGUUUCUAGGUUUGACAAAAUCAAGAGAGGAAUCAUGGAUUUGGUGACUUUCUACAAGGAGACCCUGAAGGAGAAGCAGACGAAGAGAAGUGUGCAGUCCAGGCUUGACACUUUCUUUCACAAGUCUCCAGUACCACCACCUCCCACUCCUAGUCCUGAAGUGGUGACAGUUCCAGAUCCCCCUGUACUACCUGUGACAGUUCCAGAUCUCCCUGUACUACCUGUGACAGUUCCAGAUCUCCCUGUACUACCUGUGACAGUUCCAGAUCCCCCUGUACCUGGACCCUCUGUAUCAGCCCGCCCACCUGCACGUGUACAAUCAGACCCCUUUGAUAGUGACAGUGACCCAGAUGACCCUGAGCCUUUCCAUGGUUUUGAUGCCUCGCCCUAUACAUCAGAUGUAGAUGUUCCCUCAUCAGUUGAUACAAGUAUCACCUCCCCAGAGCCCAAAUCAGGUUUGAUACGAGUAGUAUCACCUCUCCCAUUCCUUCAGACUCCCAAGCACCUGCCCAUCCCACUCCAUAGCCCAGCCACCCACUCUCAUGUACCAUAUGACCAUCCCAGUAAGCAAGCCAACCACUAGAAUUUGAUUGGCAUGCACCUGUGACUUACAUAAACCAGACCUCUACAUAGCCUACAUGUCUUCAUUUUGCUGGAGACUGCCCAUCAUCCUAGCCUGUUAUCUGUGAUAAAGCACACUGAAGUUAGGUUUGGAAUGCAUCCUUAUCAUGAAUGCUCUACACCUCCACCUCCAUCUCCCACAACCUAGGUAACAGCUUUGAGACUCACUAAAAGUUGAACCCCCUGAAUGAUGUAGGCUAUGGGGCCACAUAAGACUUUGUCCAUCCAGGGUUACGAUGAAUGCAAAAUAUAAACUAAAGAACCCCCUGAAUGAUGUAGGCUAUGGGGCCACAUAAGACUUUGUCCAUCCAGGGUUACGAUGAAUGCAAAAUUUAAACUAAAGGUAAGGAAUUAAUUAACAUACAUUAACUAAGUUUUAUACAUGUUAUAUAUGUGAUAUUAAACCACUGUAUGGUGCAUAUUACUGUAUGUAACUUACUAUGAAUAGAGUA
Macrobrachium nipponense is the source of this 1210-nucleotide messenger RNA. RefSeq lists its product as uncharacterized. Lineage: Eukaryota; Metazoa; Arthropoda; Malacostraca; Decapoda; Palaemonidae. The record is from RefSeq and is a predicted model, not a curated record. Bases 172 to 720 code for a protein of 182 amino acids. The transcript has 9 exons.